AUGGAUACGCAUAGCAUUGAACGUUCUCUGAAGAACCUUCCGCUGAGUCAAAGGCUCACAUUUGACAACAAUAUGGAACGCCGUCGUUUAAAGCGGCAAAGCGCUGUCGACAUUCCUGACGACAAGCUCGACCAAUACCUCAGCGAGCCCGCCGUCAAACACUCGUUGUGCGAUGAUUUCGACCGAAAACAUCCAGCUAGAAUCAAAAUUCGUCGAAUCUCAAGUGUGACGUCACGUGGCUCGGCGGCAUCCAGCUCUCGCGCCAAUGUACACAUCGUUGAGCAUCCACGCCGUCGUAGUCAAAUAUACAACAAAUUCAUGACAAUGAAUGAUUUUUAA
This is a messenger RNA of Cooperia oncophora, 339 nucleotides long. NCBI's taxonomy places the organism in Eukaryota, Metazoa, Nematoda, Chromadorea, Rhabditida, Trichostrongylidae. The record is from the annotation of a GenBank genome assembly.